AUGGAUGUGCGAUUGGAAAACAGAGAGGCUAAUAUGAUCACCACAAACGAUCAGACGUGUUGCCACUUUCAGGUCGGUUCGAACCUACAGAACCAGAUUCAAAUACUUGUACGGAAAGAGCCAGAAGCACGCAUAGGCAAAACAGCUAUCUCACAAGCUGUUUUGCACAAAUUCAUGUAA
Molecule: messenger RNA, 180 nt
Organism: Opisthorchis viverrini
Lineage: Eukaryota; Metazoa; Platyhelminthes; Trematoda; Opisthorchiida; Opisthorchiidae
Exons: 4
Coding region: 1-180 (59 amino acids)
Source: RefSeq, a predicted model, not a curated record